AUGGAACAUGAUUCUAAGCUUCGGAGCAAAGCAGUGGAGGAAUACGAGAAGCUUCCAGUAAUAAAGAAAGUUCCAAUAGUUAUUUAUUACUACAUGGAAAAGUCCAUUGAAAGAGUCCCAGCAAGGAUUAGAGAGGCUGUUUCCAAGGGGUAUUCGCUACUGUCUGCGGGGCAUCUUAUGUUUUGCACAGCAGUCCCGUUUAUCUAUGUGUACCAAAGAGACAAAAACAUUGUAGGGGAUUCCCUCCUGAGUGCAGAGGAGAGCUUAUAG
Encephalitozoon hellem ATCC 50504 is the source of this 270-nucleotide messenger RNA. RefSeq lists its product as uncharacterized. The transcript has a single exon. The record is from RefSeq and is a predicted model, not a curated record. Bases 1 to 270 code for a protein of 89 amino acids. NCBI's taxonomy places the organism in Eukaryota, Fungi, Microsporidia, Unikaryonidae.